Colletotrichum destructivum is the source of this 5088-nucleotide messenger RNA. RefSeq lists its product as uncharacterized. The coding region runs from base 1381 to 4683 and encodes 1100 amino acids. Lineage: Eukaryota; Fungi; Ascomycota; Sordariomycetes; Glomerellales; Glomerellaceae. The transcript has a single exon. The record is from RefSeq and is a predicted model, not a curated record.
CCUCACUUUCCGCCGCCGAUGCCGAGUUUCGUCGCGUCACAUAUCAGAAGCCAACGGGGGGAUGUCAUCUAUCUCACUUCGGGACUGGGCUUAAGCCUCUCUCUCUCUCUCUCUGUUUCUGUCUCCGCCCAAGCCUCUUUUCAAACUGAGUAGAGUAGCACACCUCCAACUGGUGGGCCGUCGUCUGGCUACAGUCUGCAAGGCGCCGACAAAAGAAACAUCACGGCUCCAGUGUGGCGCUGUCAACUGGUCCUUCUUCCAUCUGCCUACUCAUUCUUCGUUACUUGGCCACGCCUAGUUCGCGCCCCCGGGUUCCCACUCCUCAGGUAUCUCUGGAGAACCCUCGUGGACGCCGCGCCCCGAGCUGCCCAGACCAAAGGGAAUAACAAGAAAAAGAAAGAAAAACUUCGUAGACGAGGCAUCUUGACCCCCCGAGUCUCAGCGCCACGAGCUCACCAAGCGGCCCCUAGACAACCGACUAAAGCUCUUAGUGACGCCUUGUUCCUCCCUUGACCUGCCCUGAGGCGUAGUAGACACCCCUCUCUUCCCGUUGUGCGCCGCCGUCGCUUCUUCUUCCCUUCCCUUGGUGACAACCUGGCCGCCCAACACUAGCUUGGCUGGAAAGAGAGAUAGAGAAAGGCAGAGAGACAGUAAGAGGUAACUCGAGAGGUCUGGCCGUGGCGUCAGCCUCCAGGCCACUAACACUCGUUCCCACCAUUUUGCACGGACGCCUCCCCGCGAUGGUUUGACGCUUCCACUGGUCGCCAUCUGCCACCGUCUGCCUCCCCUCCCGCAUGUUCGCUCGUUCGUUCCAACGGUCGCCCGGAGGGAUAAGAACAAAUAUCGAUCCUGCCCAUCCGCGUCCCUGCGCUCAGGAAAAGAGCGAGAGAUGAUCCAAGUGCUGCUGCACGACCCUUGACUUAAUAUUGCGGCACCUCUCUUCCCUUUCUCUCUCUCCGUCCGUUUGUCUCUUACGGCCCUUUUUCUCCUCCCUCCCUUCACCUCCACCUCCCUCCACCCUCCCCUUCUUCAUCUCUUGGGAGGCGAUGAACAGACGUCGUUUUUAAGCCCCAGGAGCACAUCAACCUCCGAUCCACCUCUCAUCCCGGUUGCGUGAUCAUCCGUCAUUCCAUUUCGUCGACGGGGUGUCACCAAGCGAGACCCUCGUUGUCCGUCCAGAUUCGCUUGCUGCGCCGCAGGCAAGUCGCUCGCUCGCUCGCUCGUCCAAGAAGAGAUCCACCAUCAUUGUGCGACUUGCUCCAAACGUCUUGCGCCCAUCAACACCUCGCCCGGUCUACGGUAAAUUUCUCGGGCAUGACGUCCCAAACCAUCAUCAGUUUACACCUCUGAAGCCUCUCGAUCACUACUCGGCUCGACGCAAUGGGCUUCUCAGAGAACAACCUCAACGGACGCAGCGAGGUCAUGGUCGUCUCUUCAGAGUCGGGUCCGCCGCGCCUCGACCUGACACUCACCAGAGGUCGCCGGGGUACCUUUGACAGUUUCGACAGCGACUUGGAACGGAGCUUCUACCCUCGCACGGCACGCUCGUCCAAUGACCUCUUCACACAGGCCCUCGGCAGGGUGGACACGGCAGAUGGCGACUCCGAAUGGGGCGCAGUCCGCGCGAGAGCCAGAGGCAAUAGCGACAGAGAGGGCAUGGCAGACCUCAUCGAUUUUCUCAGGACCACGUCGCCGCCGCCGGAAUUCCCUCCACAGUCCGUGUUCGACGAGGAUACUGCCGAGCCGCAAGAACAGUCCGAGAAAUGGGGGCUCCUCAAGAAGCUGCGCCGCCCGCGUACGCGGGCAAGGUCCGAGUCGCCUGCCCGUCGGCCUCUCACCGCAGGCCUUCCCAACUCUGCCGUCGCGUCCAAGACGGCCAGCGGCAACUCGCAUAUCGCAAUUUCCAUUCCAUUGGAGUACUGCCACGUAGGGCCGGAUUCCGAUUGGGCCCUCGCAAUCUUCAACGCCACACCGCCGCUCCCGCCAACUCCCCCAGUGCGGAGCAGCGACGAAGAAAGCGGAAAUGGCUUCGCCAGGCCUUAUGCCAGUGAGCGCUCGGUCACUGUUCUCAAGACUGUCAGCGAGAAGGGGUCCGUCUCGACACUCAGCACCGUCAACACGACGAGCACCCGGAGGCGAGCCAAGGGCUCCGUGUCCAUCUGGCCCAAGAUCAACUCGACUCCCAUGAGCCCACCGAGGACGCCGUACACCACGCCACCAGGAAGUAUGCGCGGGCAUCCUUCGACCAAGACGCAUCGCGAUCGCAUGCCCCCACCCCCACCACAGUAUGCCGAACUGCCCGCAGAUCCUGUUCCUGCAGGCAGAAGGCCCAACGGCAGUCUCGACAAGGGUUUCGUCUUCGCCAGGGACGAAAGCUCUCUGUCACAGGCGGCAAGUCGAAGCCCACGGAAGCCCAGGACCAAAUCAGCCCCUAAGCGUCCUGAGAACAUUACCUUGCCGCCGCGCAGAUCGAGUAUCAAGAUAGUGAGGCCUCGAGAGGAUCCUCUACUAGAUAGCCAACGUUCGAUUGCCGGAUUAAUCGGCGGCAACUCGCGGGGCCAGAAUGCAGCAUGCGACGCACCCCAGCUAAGUCCUGCUGCCCUCUCAGAGUCAUACUCCAUUAGUCCGAGUAUCGCGACAACAGAGUUAUCGGAGCCCGUGGUCUCAAGCGCGCGGUCCGCAAAGGCUUACUCCAUGGCGUCCAUCGUGCGCCCAGACUUGCCGUCCGCAACACCUAGACAGUCGUAUGUUGCCCGGCCGGGAAGCAGCGACACGGCGCAGACCACCUUGGUCGCCGAGUCCGUGGCCUCUCGGAACCCGUCAACGAGGACCGCGGAAUCGAGACAGAGCCGAAAAGAGCGUGUAAGGUCUCUCAAGCAGCGGGACAUGGAGGCAAUCAAAGCUCUGGCGAAACAGGCGCAACAUGACGAGGACGGUGAGGUGACUCCGAGGCCGAGGACCUGCGACACGGCCAUUAGUUCACUACGGCUUCCUUCUCGCGACGGGACUUUCGGCUUCAAAGGCCAUCUCCCUGUCCAUUGCAUCGAGACGAAGCUGUCUGCCACGAACCUAGCCAGCAUGUCCAAGUCGCACAACAAGUCGCCAGCUGGUCUUGCGAACGGCACCUCGGUCAACAUCACAGACUGGCAGGCCACUCAAGAAGCCGAGACACCGGGAUGGGAGACUGCUCGAGAAGAGUUGACGCCUGGCUGGGAGACUGCCCAGGAGACCCCGACGAUAAACUGGGAAAAGACGCCGCUUCUGGCCGAUAUGACGGAAGAUUAUCAAAGGAUCUCGAUCGCCGUAGGCAAUGGCGACGUCAGGGACAGCACGAUGAGCUCCGAACCUCCCCGUCGGUGGGGGAGUCUUCACCGUACCAGCUGGGCGAGCUCGGUGCCGCUCUUGGAUCGCAUCGGCAGUUUCGCGCCAUCCGAUGCGAGUGACGCACACUUCGCGGAGAUGGACGGUAGCCACCCGCAUCCACGCGGGACUCGGACGUCGCGUGCCGACUCUGCCACGCUCUCGUUGACGGACGCGCAUCGGUUGUACUUGAACCGCUUCAGCUUCUUCGACUCUGACGAUCAGGCCCGCGUAGAUCCCGCCGAGGGUGACCAGUCCAUCGCUGGCAGCAUCGCAGCGUUCCCCAAACCCGGCUCCGGCGCCGGCCCUCGCUUGAGCGCCAUCAUGCCCGUUGCCGAGGUGAUCCCCUCGCUUUCCGUUGACGAGAGAUGGUCGGCUUCGACUCUCAACUCGCCCAUGACCGUAAUCGAAGUUUCACACCCGCCCUUCGCCGGCAACCAGACACCGCGGCAGGGCCCGACGCACGUCGCUCGCCCGUACACGGUUGGAAACACGAACCCAGCCCUCCUCAGCGUUUCCAGGGACCAAGGGCACGCCAGCGGGAGCAGCAAGCGGGAGCCCGCGCUUCAAGACGGCGACGCGGACGAGACGGCGACUCUGCGCCCCAAAAGCCGUUCUGGGGAAGAAGGUUCUGUCGGGUUCCUGAACACAUCGGCCCGCGAGCUCCGCAACCACUACGCCAACCUUCGAAGCGCACGCGUCAACGACCUUGCACACGAGAUGCUCUUGAACCAAGAGCGUCUCGAGAUGCGCAUGCACCAGCAGGAGCGCAAUCAGAUGCUCUUCAUCGAACGGCUCGAGAGGUGCAUGAGUGAGCUCCGCGGCCUCCCUGACCACCCCUUCCUGGGCCCCCGCCCGGUCGAAUGGCCGCUCCACGACGAGGAGGAGGACUACAUCUACGAGUCACAGCGCAUCAGCCGCGAUGCGAGACACGACGUGCGCGUUUGCAGAACGGGCCGGCCACUCGGUCACAGCCGAUCGCUGCAGCAGCACCACCAUCAACAGCAACCCGGGUCGCGGCGCUCCUCUCGUCGGACCGUGGACGACGUCGCAGGGGGUUUCGACGAUGUAGACGGCGCCUUCGCCGAGCAGAGAUCGAGACGGCCGUCGACGUCGCACAGCAUGCCACGCAGGGUCCGGGCCAGCCGGCAUCAGGCCGUUAUGACGGCGCCGUUGACGAUAUUAGGCGAGCUAGACGCUAUGAAUCCGCUGAUCCGUGAGCUGCAGCUGGCAUCGAGGGUCAGUCUUGAGGCGGCGCAGGCGGAGAGGACGGAGGCGUCGCGGGGCCGGCAUUCGGAUGAUUAUCGUUACGACAUCAUAUAAUGGGUGACGGGCCGCUGGGCUGCUCUUUCUUUCUACUUUCUUCUCCUUUCCUUCUCUCUUACCCUUCUUCGUUUUCCAUUUCCUUCUUUGCUCGGGAAUCGCGGCGGUGCGAGACCGCCGAUCGCCGGGAUCAGUCGCGCGGGUCUGUAUUGGACGGGCAUAGCCUUUAUGAAAUGUGUAAUUUGACGAUGAUGUUUUUUCUUUUGUCAGGACCGAGAUGCGCAGGCAGGUGCUGUACGGGCGAGGUCGGUCUUUGGGAAGAGAGUGAGCAAUACCCCCGGGCUCACUCACAGGUGUGUCUGUGUGCAUGUACGCGUGCGUGUUCGUAUGUGUGUUGUUUCAUUCUCAUGUCAUGAGGAAGCUUUGAAAGCAUCCUGCACUGCUCAAGCAGCUGCGGCGAAUAGG